AUGCAUCCGGAACACCUUCAAGCCGACGGUGAAUGGACUCUGGUCCAACGGGGGCGUAGAAGAAGAGCUCCCCGCGACCCCUACUACACUCCACCUCUGAUGGAUUCCUCCGCUUGGGCAGCACCUGCUCCGGAGUGGCGAUUCCAUCCGUUCGACCGUCGUCACGAACGCUUCUGGACUCCGCGCUACCCGUCUCCCAGACGUUUGGAAGAACAUGCGAGGCCCGUCAGGGACUGGUCUCCCUACGGACCUACCGGACCUCAUCACGAGGUGAGACCUGAGGCCUACAGACCGGCCUACUCGCCGCCUCGCUGCGAGGCUUGGGGGCCUCCUCAUCGCCGCGCGCCUGAGACGCGUCGGGCUCCUCGCCGUCCUGCAUGGGCUCCGGGCCCCCCCGCUGGACCCCCCAGGCCACGACCGCAGGUGAGACCUCCACCUCCGCGUCCCGACCUUCGGCCCCGUGACCAGCCCCGGCCUCCAAGACACCCAGGGCCCCCGGUUGUGACGGCGGCGCGCACUGCGUCUGCGCGUCCCCCUCAACCCAGGGAGGCGCAGCACGCGCCAACGGCUCCGCGCUCUGACGACCCGGACUUUAGUCUGAAGAACAGACUGAUCCUGGCAGCCCUGAAGGCCUCUCACCACCUCGCCAACUCCGAAGGCCCUGAGCCCCUUCCCAUCAUCGCCAGGCUCACCGAACUCCUGAGGGUUUCCAUUCGCCCUGCUGUCCCCAACGCCGCGACCGCGCAACUGAUUGACGGGAACGCGCGCAACUGGGAACACACAUCCACGCUGCUGCUCAGAUACCACUACAAGGCCGCGGUGGAUGAGAAGGAGGGACUCGACGCUCCGGUCCCGCUGGUUCCGCUGUUCCUGGACCCUGCUCCUGGAGCUGUGCUACCGCGCUUCGCCCAACCCGCGGCCCCUGACAUGGGAGUGGCCCCUGCUGACCGGCGCUCCCCGUCCCCUGCUGACCGGCGCUCCCCGUCCAGGCUGCCGUCUCCCACUUUCUCGCUGGCCUUCUCCUCCUCCCCACCCCCCGGAGCACCACACCGCUGGCUUGCAGAACCAGGCUCGCUUCCUGUCGCCUCCGCCGACGAGGCGCAGCCACGCCCACGGAUUGACGGCUACCCGGGCGCGUGCUUCCGGCACGCCUCCGGGGUCCUGGCCAAGACCACUAUCAACACUCAGGUUCGCAAGUUGGUCUUGGCCUUCGGCAUCAACGAGAGAGGCAACAAAAUAGAACAGGCUUGCCUCCGUAGCAUCCAGACCGCUGUCAAGUGGGCGCGCAUCGCGUUCCCUUGCGCGGCGCUCUUAAUUCCGGAAAUCAACUACUCGCACGCGCUCGCGUUCAGGGAACAAGAGCUUCUCUCUAAGCUCAACGCCUUUAUCGCCACCCGAUACGAAUCGAUCCCCGCGCUGCCCAGCAAGUCAUUCGUAACCGAUCAGGACAACAUCCACUGGUCUAGGGACACGGCGGCGCUCCUCUUCAACCAAUGGGUGCGCUCGGACUUGCAACAAUACCACCGCAGGGUGAAACUAGCCGUCCAUUUCCGUGAUCACCCCCCGUCGGAGAAAUUACCUUUCACCAACAAAUCCUCCUGGGUCCCACCCGAGGAUGACAUUCCGCCAGAGGUCACACAUCUGGUCAACGCUGACCUUCUGUACUACCGUGAUGCGUUCAGGAUCGACCGGGCCCCAGCCAAGCUCCUUCCUGAGGAGUCGGAGGCUCUCCGCGAACUGAUCGGUAACGUUGACAUUGUGAUCAAGCCCGCCGACAAGGGCAGCGCGGUUGUCAUCAUGGACAGGUCUCAGUAUAUAUGGGAGGGCCACAGACAGCUGCAUGACACGCGCUACUACUCCAAACUAGAGGCUCCCAUAUAUACUGAGACCGUUCCGAUGAUCGUCGACUUGAUCCACUCCCUGUGGAGGAAAAAAUAUAUUACGCGCGCGCAGCGGGAUUACCUCCUGGGGGAUGCCCAACCCAGGCCCAGGCUCUUCUAUAUGUUACCCAAGAUUCAUAAGGAGCCUGUGGCCUGGAGCGAACCCUUUAAGAUCCCACCUGGUCGUCCCAUAGUCUCGGACUGCAGCAGUGAAACCUACCACACGGCCGAAUACAUAGAUUACUACCUCUAUCCGUUAUCCAUCUCCCAUGCGAGCUAUGUUAAAGAUACCUACAACUUCGUUGCCAAGGUCCGCGCUCUUAGAAUCCCUGUGCACGCUUUCCUCUUCACCAUGGACGUGGACAGCUUGUACACUAACAUCGAUAUCGCUGGGGGCAUGCGAGCGGUGCGUAAUGCGUUCAAUGCCUGUCCUGACGUCACGCGCCCUGACGACGAACUUCUUCGUUUACUGGAGAUUAAUCUCACUCGCAACGAUUUCCUCUUUAACGAGGAGUUCUUCCUCCAAGUCAAGGGCACGGCUAUGGGGAAGAAGUUCGCUCCCUCGUAUGCCAACCUUUUCAUGGCACAGUGGGAGACUUCGGCGCUCGCCGCCUUGGAGAGUGGUGCGGUCCAGUCCCUGAAGGUGGCAGCAGUGAACACCAACAGUGCUGUGGUGUCAUGGAACAGAGUCCCCGGGGCCACGGGCUACAGACUGGCCUGGGGGCCCACACAUGAGUUCACGGGUCGGGACCGGCCCCGGCAGCUGGCGCUGAACAGCAGCACCACCGAGUACCACCUGAGGAACGUGGUGUACGACACCGAGUACGUCCUGUCCCUCUACGUACUGUUCGGCACCGUGGUGGGACCUGGCAUCACUGCCACCUUCCGCACCUCCCCGCUCGGCUACGUGUCCAACUUCGAGGUGGUCUCCUACACCAGCACCUCCAUCGACGUGGAGUGGAGUCCCAUCGUGGGCGCCACUGAGUAUAAAGUCACCUGGAAGACAAAUGAUGGUACCAGCCCCCAGUCCCGGUACCUGGAGAAGAGUGUCCUGUUUCAGCGCGUUGAAGGCCUGAGGCCCGGGACGGCCUACACAGUCAGCAUCCACGCCGUCUACGGCAACACGGAGGGGCCAGAGAUAUCCCUGUCCCAAUUCACAGCCGCGCUCUCCGGUUCGGAGCUGAUCCAGACCGUGAGGGAGGUGAAGCUGGUGGACAUCGAGGUCAACUCCAUCAGCCUGUCCUGGAGGGCCACCAACGGGGUGACGGGCUACAAGGUCUCCUGGAGCCACUUCCAGGGGGGCGGUCUGAAGUCCCAGCUUGUGCCAGCCCCUGCCACCACCUUCACCAUCCCCGACCUGCAGGGCAGCUCGGCCUAUAAGAUCCAGGUGUCCUCCAUGUUGGGCAGCAGGGAGGGGAGCCCGGCACUGGUCACCGCUCGCACACUGGACCUGCCCAAGGUGAACGGCUUCACAGCGCUCAACACCACGGACAACGGAACGCUGCUCAGCUGGGCCAGCGUGGCCGGGGCCUCGGGGUACCUGCUGUCAUGGAGGCACAUCUCAGAGUUGGACACCAAGACGGAGACCCUGGGCCUGGCCACCUCCUACAAGGUGCUGGACCUUCUGUACGGCCGGACCUACAUCUUCACCAUCAGACCUCUGUACGGGGAGGUGGAGGGCCCCGUCACCACCGUCUACCAGAGGAUACUGGCUCCGGAACCUCCCCUGGUACCAGUCCGGCCAGUAGCUCCUCCCCUGGUACCAGUCCAGCCAGUAUCUCCUCCCCUGGUUCCAGUCCGGCCAGUAGCUCCUCCCCUGGUACUAGUCCAGCCAGUAGCUCCUCCCCUGGUUCCAGUCCAGCCAGUAGCUCCGCCCUCAUCUCGCCUCGACCCCGCCUCCCCUCCCGUGGCCGUCGCCAUACCCACGGGGGAUCGAGGAACCCCCAAGAGCAGCCCCACCCCUGCCAGGACCCUGACCAGCGUGGUUACCAUGGCAGCCGUCACUCCCACCAGCCCCCCCCCAGUGCCCAAAGCAGAGACCACGCCCCCUGCUGGGCCAGCGUGUGGUAAGGUCAAAGCCGACAUUGUGUUCUUGGUGGACGAGUCGUCCAGCAUCAGCGCAAACAACUUUGACAAAAUCAAGGACUUCCUCUUCAGAGCAGCCACGUACUUCCCAAUCAUUGGUCCUCAGGGCACUCAGUUUGCCGUAGUUCCCUUCAGCAACGAGCCGCGGAUAGAAUUCCGUCUGAACGCCUUCAAGGACCGAAACUCUCUGCUCAGAGCCAUCAGAGCACUGCGCUACGGUGGAGGAAACACCAGAACAGGGCAGAGCAUGGGCUUCGUGCUGGAGGACGUGUUCCAGGAGGCCCAGGGGAUGAGGCAGGACGUGGCCCACGUCAUGGUGCUGAUCACGGACGGCCGGGCCCAGGACGACGUGCUGCCCCCCUCCAGGAUGGCACGCGCUCUGGGUGUCAGUAUUCUGGCGGUGGGGGUGGCUAACGCAGACCUGGAGGAGCUGAAGCUGAUCGCCGCCCCCACCAGCUACAAGAACAUCUUCUUCUCCCCCACCUUUGAGGACUUUCCCUCGGUGGAGCGGGAGUUCAUCCAUAGCCUGUGCAGCGAGGAGCUGCUGUCUGAGUACCAGCUGGCGGACCAGUCCUCCCAGCUAGACCCUCCCACUGGGGACGCCGAGGAGCUGAAUGAACCAGAGGGACCUUCAUGUCUCUCCAAGUGUAUGAAGGGACAGAAAGGUGAAAAGGGGACUGGCUCUGGUCUUGGAGGAUUGAGAUUUCAACAAACCCCUGGAAAGCCAGAUCCCUUUGCGCCAUCCAAAGGGGAAAGAGGGGAGAAGGGGCCUUCCGGAACAGAUGGUAUUCCUGGGUUGCCGGGGAGACCGGGAAGGUCUGGACCUCCCGGUUCUGCCGGCCAGCGGGGUGGCCAAGGUGUUCCCGGGGACAUGGGCCCUCCUGGAAACACAGGGUCCAAGGGCCAGAGGGGAGAGAGGGGCGACCCGGGAUACGUGAUCGGGGGCACGGAGGCCGGCUACGUCCCGGGACGGAAAGGAGAACCCGGUUCCUCUGGCCCCCAGGGGCCUGCGGGGGUGCCGGGGGUGUCUGGAGCCCAAGGCCGGCCGGGACAGGAGGGCCUCGCUGGGCCCCCGGGGACAUCCAUCAAGGGUGAUACAGGAGAGCCUGGGGCUAAAGGUCUGCGGGGGAAGACGGGGCAGAAGGGAGACCCGGGAGAUCAGGGAAGAGAUGGAACUGCGGGACUGCCCGGUCCGAUCGGGAUAGACGGAGUGCCUGGGUCCCCCGGGGACGAGGGACAAAAGGGUGAACAAGGAAUAGGAAUACAAGGAGUACAAGGCCCGCGUGGAUUUGCAGGAGAAAAGGGUAACAUCGGAUCCUCAGGACCAAUGGGACCCAAGGGGGCCACCGGCGACCAGGGCAUCCAAGGAGUCACCGGUCUUCGGGGGAAAAAGGGGUUGAAAGGAGAGCAGGGAGAAAAGGGGGACGGAGGCGAGAGGGGCCUGGUCGGUCCUCAGGGGCCUCUCGGGCAGAAAGGAGACCACGGACACAAAGGAGACGAGGGGCUCCGGGGGUCGCCUGGGGACCCCGCUAAGGGGAUACUCGGUCCGACGGGGAAGAAAGGAGCCAGGGGGGACGUGGGCCCGGUAGGCCCACUCGGCCAGCAGGGGGUCAAAGGACUGCAGGGGAUCAAGGGAGAAAAGGGCAGUCCCGGUUUCGGCGUUCCAGGACUGCAGGGACCCAAGGGAGAGAACGGGGAAAGAGGAAAUGUUGGUCUAUCGGGGAAGCCAGGGCAAAAGGGGCAAGAUGGCUCAAAGGGUGAAGGUGGGGGUCUUGGGCUCCCUGGAAAUCCUGGAGCUCCGGGAUUAAGAGGUAAAGAUGGUGAAGCGGGAACUAAAGGAGAACGUGGUACUCCGGGUGAACUGGGACAAGGUGGACGGCCCGGGGAUCGAGGGAUUAGGGGGCCACUGGGCCUGCCGGGCCGCCCAGGGGACUCAGGGGGCAGAGGAGAAGGAGGCAAGCACGGCCUGCCGGGAACAGACGGCAAGAAGGGGGACAAAGGAGACAGCGGAAGGCCAGGACCUCCUGGAACAGCCCAUGUAACGUCGGACAACAACAUACUGACCCGGGUGAUUAAGGGUGAGCCUGGUGAUCAAGGGCCCACGGGAGAGACAGGAAUGCCUGGCCCAAGGGGUCCAGAGGGGAAGCCCGGCCCACCCGGCCCGUCCCAGGGUGGGACCGGCCACCAACUGGAAGCUGUUGCAGGCGUAGCAGGAGCCCAGGGUGAACAGGGGACGAGGGGAGAGACGGGGACGAAAGGGGACAGAGGAGAUCAAGGCCGUGUUGGGAUUGCUGGUGUACCUGGUUUGCCUGGAACACCAGGGAAGGCUGGCAUUGAUGGGAAGAGAGGCAUGGCAGGAAAAGACGGGGAAAAAGGAACCAAAGGAGAAACUGGCAACACGGGGGAGAAGGGACAGGCUGGGGCCAAUGGCAAAGACGGCAGUAAAGGGGAACUGGGUGCUCCAGGAUUACCCGGAACCAAAGUCCUGGUGACUCCAGAGGGUGCCACCGUUGAAGAGAUCCGCCAGGCCUUCCCGAUGCCGAUGGGUCCCCCCGGAGUCACUGGUGCACCGGGAAUGAAGGGCGAAACAGGGGUGCAAGGUUUGAAAGGAGACCGGGGUGAUGUGGGGCCCCCCGGCAAGGCCAUUCAGAUGAAGGACAUUGAAGCCAUGUUCGAAGCCUAUGGAAUCAGGCUGCCCCUGCUCAAGGCCCUGGUGGACCACCUGCUGCAGGACGGAGUGGAGGAGCUGCUGCACGUGCUCAGCUCCACCAAGAGGCUCCAGGAGGUCAAGGAGACGCACGGCUCCAACGCCAUCCCUGAAUACACAAACUCUCUGGAGUAUGAGCUGAGCAGCCAGCCCCUGACGAAGGAGGGGUACCUGCCCGAUGUGGACGGACAGACGCCCCCGCCCGCCCCUGCUGACGUGCUCAACGGAACCACGGUGGGCCAAAGUACAUCAUGGGAGCUGUCGGGGGCGGACCGGGCCCCGGAGCCCAACGUCACCCAGAGCCGGCCCGACGGCCCCGGGCUGCAGGGCCGUCUGGAGGGCAACGUCAGCGCUGAUACCCCCCGGCUCCAGAUGAACCUGACCCUGGUCAACGCUCCGUCCAACGACAGUACAUCCAAGGAGAAGAUCUCCCGCCUGCCGGAGGUCGUCAUGGAGACGGGGGUUGUCACACAGGAGGAGGCUGAGAAGAAGGGUUCGGCAGAGAAGAAGAAGAACAAGGAACGCGGGAAGGGCAGAGGGAACAAAGGACGACAUAAGAGGCAGAGACAACGCCUGGCCAGCGAGCAAGGGGAGGAAGAGGAGGAGGAGGAGUACUAUAAUGGUGAAGAGUACGCGUAUGAGUACGAGGUAGAACCUAUCACAGAUGGCUUCCCCCUCUCUGAGGAAGAAAAGAUUGAGUGGACAACAGCAGAGCCUCUAUUUCAAAUGACGGGUUUUAAAGAAGAGGAGGAGGAUGUACCAACAAUCAAUCCUCUCAACACAACAGAAGUAGCAGAACAGAAAAAGCCACAAGCAGCCCCAGAUCCCCGGACCGCCUCGAGGAGGAGAAGUCUGAAGCGCAGGAAGCGACAGGCAGGAGACCGGGGGACGGACAGAGCGGCCACAGAGAGUCCCCUGGACGAGACGGAGCGCAGGAAGCGACAGGCAGGAGACCGGGGGACGGACAGAGCGGCCACAGAGAGUCCCCUGGACGAGACGGAGUGGGACGUAGAAGAAGAAGAAGAGAUUGAGGCGGCGCCGGUGGAUACGGGCGUCCCCGACCCGGACUACGACCCCGCCGGGGGGAGCGGGGACUACGGGUGGAGCCCGGGGGGGGAGGAGGAGGAGGGCGUGGACGGAGAGAGGGAGGACGAUGAGCUGGAGGCAGACAGAGAGCGGGAGAGGCUGGAGAUGGAGAGGGAGCGGCUGGAGCUGGAGAAGGAGAGGGCGAGGGAGGCCGAGGUGGGAGAGCGGGAGAGGGGGGAGACGGAGGAGGAGGUGGGGGAGAGGGACCUGGAGAGGGAGAGGGGGGAGUGGGAGAGACAGAGGGCGGAGAUGGAGAGGGAGAGGGCAGGGCUGUACGACGAGGAGACGGGCGCGCCCCAGCCCGUUCCUCCGCACUAUUUCUUUUUGAAGGGAGCCCCCGGUGAGGACGGGAAGCUCGGAACAAAGGGAGAGAUCGGGGAGCCAGGACAAAAGGGUGAGCCCGGCGUCGGGUACAGAGGGCCAGCGGGCCAGGCUGGACCUCCAGGACUCAAGGGUGAACCAGGUGACCCGGGACCACCCGGUGCUCAAGGUAUCCAGGGUAUCCGUGGUAACCUCGGCCUGCAGGGCUCUCCGGGCUCCAGGGGCCACCCAGGGGACCCUGGCGAGGCGGGGAGAGAGGGAGACCGGGGGAGAAGAGGGAAGAACGGCUCUCCAGGGACCCCUGGAGUGAAGGGCCCCCCCGGGCUGCAGGGCUCCUCGGGUGUGCCUGGUGGGAAGGGAGAGAAGGGCGACAGCAUCCCUGGGGAGCCGGGGGCCCGGGGAACGGCCGGCCUCUCCGGCAAAAGAGGGGAGCGGGGCGUCCCGGGAAGCAAAGGUUCUCCUGGACACUUUGGUUCAAAGGGCUUCAAUGGCGGUAAAGGGGAAAAGGGCGACCGCGGACUAGCUGGCAUCAGAGGAGAGAGAGGGAGUCCUCUUCAGAUUGUUGGGCCGCGGGGAUACAAGGGGACCAAGGGAGAGUGGGGAACGAGAGGAAUGCCCGGGUUCGACGGAGACAAAGGAGAGAAGGGAGAGGACGGGCCACCGGGUGUCAAGGGGCUGAAGGGAGACGCCGGCGCCAAGGGGGGAGUCGGCCCGUUUGGGGCCCGGGGCCCUGUGGGCCAGAAGGGGGAUCCUGGGGAGCCCGGUAUCAAUGGGGAAAAGGGCCGUAACGGGGAUCACGGAGUGGACGGGACGAAGGGAGACAAGGGGGAGAUCGGCCUGCAGGGAAAGAGAGGAGACCAGGGAGAUGCAGGAGAACAAGGUCCGUCUGGAGAUACAGGCCAGAGGGGAGAGAAGGGUCUCCGUGGGAUACUGGGACGUAUGGGCAGUCCUGGGCUGACCGGGGGAAUGGGUGAAAUGGGAUCCCCCGGCAACCCGGGAAUGCCCGGACUUAACGGUAUCACAGGGCGCAAGGGGGAUAAGGGCGAUGGAGGCAUCGAUGGGAUUGAUGGCACUGCUGGACUGAAUGGCGUUAAGGGCGCCAACGGCUUCCCUGGCUUCCCAGGGUUCAAGGGAUCAUCUGGGACCCCAGGGAGAGAUGGAGAUCAGGGACUGCCUGGUGCUGUAGGAUCACGAGGAGACCGAGGGGCUAAGGGGGCGAGGGGCAGAAGGGGACGAGCCAAACCGUGUGAGCUAGGACCCCCUGGGAUACCUGGAGACAGAGGGGACAGUGGAGGGACGGGAGGCGGGGGAGUCAAGGGAGAUAAGGGAGAGGCCGGUCUCUCUGCUGAGCAAUUGAAGGACCUCGUCACCAGAGAGGUGGAGGGGAAGUGUGGGAUGGACUUCCAGCUCAUCGUGCGGACCAGCGACCCGGACGCUGGGCUGUCUGCCCGCCGGCCGGAGGCGACGCACACCCUGGGCGCACCUGGCCCCCAGCAGGAAGGAGGGGCGGCAGGACAGGAACCCGGGGGGAGCCCCGCCCCCGCCACAGACGACAUGGCCCCCCCAAUCCUCAACCGCACUGAUUCUGUUGGAGAAGGAGGUUUCGAGGGGGCACCUAGGACGAAGAGGAGGAUACUAGGACGAAGGUUUACUGGUCUGGGGGUGGACCGCUGUCUGGAGCCCAUGCUGGAGGGCGGUUGCUCGGAGUACGUGCUGCUCUGGUACUUCCACCGCGGGGCGGGUGACUGCCGGCCCUUCGUGUACGGCGGCUGCGCCGGGAACCUGAACCGCUUCCCCACGCGGCGCGAGUGCCAGAAGUGGUGCGUGAAGGAGAGGAAAGAUCCGGAACACUGGGGCUGAAGCCAAACAAGACACUUUUUUUUGCACAUAAUGGUGUAGAUGUUUGAUGUUUGUUCUGAUGUUGUGCUCCUGUAUAUAAUAAGGAUAAUGCCACCAAUGUUUUUAUAUGGACGAUGUUUACUGUAAAGCGUAACCACUGCGAAGUUUCAUGUUUUAUAUUGUAAUCUCUUCACUUGUUUUCUAUUCACUGCGUUGGACUGCAACCCUACAAACUAAUAAAUUGUAACAGUUGUGAAA
Molecule: messenger RNA, 10176 nt
Organism: Gadus morhua (Atlantic cod)
Lineage: Eukaryota; Metazoa; Chordata; Actinopteri; Gadiformes; Gadidae
Gene: col7a1l
Product: collagen type VII alpha 1-like
Exons: 98
Coding region: 1-9939 (3312 amino acids)
Cellular component (GO): extracellular matrix
Molecular function (GO): serine-type endopeptidase inhibitor activity; protein binding
Source: RefSeq, a predicted model, not a curated record